This is a messenger RNA of Gloeophyllum trabeum ATCC 11539, 1000 nucleotides long. Its product is annotated as glycoside hydrolase. Lineage: Eukaryota; Fungi; Basidiomycota; Agaricomycetes; Gloeophyllales; Gloeophyllaceae. The transcript is spliced from 8 exons. Gene Ontology annotation, biological process: carbohydrate metabolic process. The record is from RefSeq and is a predicted model, not a curated record. Gene Ontology annotation, molecular function: hydrolase activity, hydrolyzing O-glycosyl compounds. Bases 35 to 1000 code for a protein of 321 amino acids.
CUCUGAUAGCAGGUAUUAUAACCGCUCAUCGACAAUGGUCUCCAUGACGUUCGCUCGUAUCGCUGCGCUUCUCUCUGGCCUCGCGUGCCUGGCCACGGUAUUCGCUGCCCCCAUACAGGAACCCAGGGAUCUUACGGUCAGGACCACUCAGGCCGCACCCCAUUGGGUGAUCUACACGGACAAAUGGGUGUCUGGUGAGACCGGUCCCCCGGCUCCCGCUGACAUCGAUGGUUAUAAUACUCUCAUGUUAUCCUUCCUGCUGUCAUCGGGCGCGGCCGACCAAGCUCUUACCUGGGCAAACUUGGCUGAUGCGGACCGUAAGACGCUCAAGACGUCUUACGAGUCCGCUGGUAUUAAACUCUUGGUAUCCGCCUUCGGCGCGACGGAGACGCCCACCACUUCUGGCGUCGACGCAGUGACCGCAGCCAACAGCAUGGCUGACUUCGUGAAGAAGUACGAGCUUGAUGGUAUUGACGUCGACUAUGAGGAUUUCGAUGCUAUCAACAAGGGCGAUGGAAAGGCAGAACAAUGGCUGAUUGACUUCACGACGCAGCUGCGCUCGCAGUUGCCCGCCAGCGAUUACAUCAUCACUCACGCUCCCGUCGCUCCUUGGUUUAGGAAUGAUGGGCACUAUACCGGAGGUGGGUACAUCAAAGUCGACAAGGAAGCCGGUUCUAGUAUCGACUGGUACAACAUUCAGUUCUACAACCAGGGAACCGAUGAAUACACGACCUGCGACAACCUUCUCAACACCUCGUCGAGCACCUGGCCCGAUAGCGCUCUCUUCCAGAUCGCAGCCUCUGGCGUCGACCUGAACAAGCUCGUCAUCGGGAAGCCCGCACAGGGCGACGCGAACAACGGCUUCAUGGACCCGGCUCUCCUCGCCACCUGCGUAAGUCAAGCAAAGGCUAAGGGCUGGAACGCCGGUGUCAUGGUAUGGGAGUUCCCCGACGCAGCUUCCGCUUGGAUCAAAACCGUCCGUGGAACGGCUUUCCCUUAG